CAGAAAUUGAAGCGCAUCUUGAUGACGCAUUUCCGUUUCCGAUGUAAACAAAUCAGCCAACAUGGCGGUUAACACGAACCGAGGAUGAACUUCUUCCUCCUUUUGCCGUCAUAAAAGACUUCAAAGUGAAGAAAUGGAUCACAUAAGCAACGAAGCGAGUGUAAUUCGCUAUUUUUGCACGGCUGGUUCCGGGAUGGAGCAGUUUGUAGUCGACGAGGUGACGCGGAAACUGGCGGCUCAGGACAUUGAGCGCUUGCAAGGUAAAGUGUUGUUCAGCACCUCUGCACACAUCACCCGAGUGAAGGCGCUCAAGUCGGCGGAGAGGCUCUUCCUUUUACUGAAGCGAGACUCUCCUCUCAAGCUGUCCGCUCACGCCAACCCAGCCAGAGUCGCCUCUGUGCUGCAGUCCACGCUGUUGGGGCACCGACAAGAGUGGACCGGUGCUGUAAUGACGUGGAGGCGCCUGCAGGGGGUGGUAGCAGACAGGAAGGAGGCGAGCGAGGGUGAGGAGCUGAGGGGAGAGGAGGAAGAAAAUGCAGGUGACUUCCAAAUAAUGAAGAAAAGGAGAAAGAUGGACUGUGGAGAUGACUUUACUCUGGGAAAAUGUGGCCGGGAUACAACAGCGCCGCAAGCUAACCAGCAUUCUGUCCCACUUUCCUUCCGGAUCAGCUGCAAGUGUUCCGGGUCUCUGUCCCGCUGUCUGAGUGUUUGGGAGGUGAGCAAAGUGUUGGGAGGCAGUCUGAGUGGAAAGUUGGGCUGGAAGGUUGACUUGAGGAACCCUCACAUUGAGAUUACCGUAUACUUGAGAGAUGACUAUUGUCUGCUCGGGAUACCGCUAACCAGGUUACCUCUCGCUCAUCGGUGCUACAUCAAAACGACAGGACUGAGGUCCACAGUUGCCUGGGCUAUGGCCGAACUGGCUCAGAUUCAGUCAGGUUUCGUUGUGCUCGAUCCAAUGUGCGGAGUAGGAACCAUCUUAAUCGAAGCAGCGCAGGAUCACAAGCUGGCUUAUUUCCUGGGUUUGGAUCUCGAUGACGGACAGCUGCACAAAGCCAGUGAGAAUGUUGCGUUCGCGGAGCUGGGAGACAGGAUACACCUCAUAAAAGCUUCAUCUACUGAUAUGCCUCUCGCGAGUGCGAGCGUGGACGCGGUGGUCUGUGACCUGCCAUUCGGGAGGAAGUUUGGCACCAAAACCGGCACGGCUGCCGGUCUGCCGCUCAUCCUCGCCGAGAUGGAGAGAGUCCUCCGAGUCGGUGGAAGCUUGGUGCUCCUCCUGAGUCCUCAGCUGUCGUUUGUCCUGAAAAAAAUCCUCGCGCGCAACGACCCUGGGCAGCCGAACCAGGAAGGCGUUCCGGAUCAGGGGGUCACGCCAACUCUUACCCAGGGAACAGAGCCUCCGACGGGGCCGACGACCGAGCCGUGUCCCCCUCUCGCCUCUCUGAAACACGUGGCCACUCGAAGACUCACUUUGGGUGCCAUAGAUGGACUUCUACAUAAAUAUAUAAAAACUCACACUUAAUCUAUCUGUCCUGGACAUUUUCUUUUACUGCUACUUUUUUUUUUAAUUAAAAGUAAUACAAAAGUGUUAA
This is a messenger RNA of Phyllopteryx taeniolatus (common seadragon), 1589 nucleotides long. RefSeq names its product THUMP domain containing 2 (gene thumpd2). The record is from RefSeq and is a predicted model, not a curated record. NCBI's taxonomy places the organism in Eukaryota, Metazoa, Chordata, Actinopteri, Syngnathiformes, Syngnathidae. Gene Ontology annotation, molecular function: RNA binding; tRNA (guanine) methyltransferase activity. Gene Ontology annotation, biological process: tRNA methylation.